UCAGCCCCAAAUUAAGCGGCGGAGCGGGGCCGCGAGCGGCGAGGCUGGCAGCCCCCUUCCCCAGCCCCUUCGCCCCGAAACCUCGUCGUCCACCUCCCGCCCCCAGGGCGACCGGCAGCCCCCCGCCCCCCGCCCCGGCGAGCCGGCCGAGGCCAGGGCGCCCUUGGGCCCCCGGCGAGCCGGGCUCCCUGGGGGCUGUCCCGUCCCGUCCCAUCCCGUCCCGUCCUGUCCGGCGGGGGACGGAGGCGGUGGGAGCCGUCGGCCCUGGCCCGCAGCGCGUCGGGGGGCGUUUUUGAUUUUCUGCCUCGCGAGGGGGCUUUUACCAUCCUCCUACUGACGCAAAGGGGCUCCGGAGGCCUGCGCUGGCUGGGAUAUUUUUUUUUCUUUCUUUUUUUUCCCCUCCUCCAGCUCUUGAUUUGAAAGGCCGUGUCGCCGACGCUGCCCAUCUCCUCCCACCGCCGGGUGCUAACGGGAGCCGGACUCACCCGCAGCGGGAUCACCCGAGCCCACCCCUUCCUCCCCGGCCCCGCCAGGACGCGCGGCCGCCGCGGCGGAGGGAAGCCGCCGGUGAAAAGCCGCGGGGCGGAUUUUGCCUUUUCGCUCCGCCGGGGCUGGCGCCCUCAUGCGUGACACAGCCCCGGCUCUGCGGCUCCGCCGAGCGAUGGCCACGCGCUGAAGAUGUCCGCGUCCAGGCUCAACGGCGUCAAUGGGUUUCUGGAGGAGGGCAGGAUGGAGGCGGGUGACAUGGGCAGGAUCCUCCGCUGCCUGGAGAUGGGCACCGUCCUCACCUUGUUCUACCAGAAGAAGUCGCAGCGGCCGGAGCGAAGGACCUUCCAGGUGAAGCUGGAGACCCGGCAGAUCAUCUGGAGCCGCACGCCCGAGAAGGUGGAGGGCGACAUUGACAUUCGGGAGAUAAAGGAGAUCCGCCUGGGGAAGAACUCACGAGACUUUGAACGCUACCCAGAGGAUGCUCGCAAGCUCGACUUCACCAUGUGCUUCAUCAUCCUCUAUGGGAUGGACUUCAGGCUGCGGACACUCAGCGUGGCUGCUUUCUGUGAGGAAGACAUCAACCUGUGGAUAACUGGCCUCAAUUGGCUGGUGGCAGAUACCCAGAAAGCCCAGACUCCGCUACAGAUUGAGAGGUGGCUGCGGAAACAGUUUGAUGCUAUGGACAGGUCGCGGGAAGGCAGCAUCACAGUGAAGGACUUGAAGGCCAUGCUACCCCAGGUGAACUACCGCGUGCCCAACAUGAGGUUCCUGCGGGACAAGCUCGUGGAGGUGGAAGCCAGGAGUGAGAUGACUUUCUCCCACUUCAUCCAGUUCUACAAAAACCUGAUGUUCGACAUGCAGAAGUCGGUUAUCGAGCAGCUGGAGCUCUCCUUCCCUUGCAGGAACGUGGAUCGGCCAGAGUUGUGCCAGAUCUCUCUAUACGACUUCCAGAAGUUCCUGCUGCAUGACCAGAAGGAGUCCUGGGCCAGCGACGUGGGCAUGGUGCGGGACUACAUGUGCACCUACCUCAAGGACUGCUCCAGUGAGGCAGCAGACCCCUCCUUCCAGCUGGACGAGUUCCUUACGUACCUCUUCUCCAAGGAGAACAUGGUGAUGGACUCAAAAUAUGAGCGCGUGGUGCCAGAGGAGAUGAACCAUCCCCUCUCCCAGUACUGGAUCUCCUCCUCCCACAACACGUACCUGACAGGGGACCAGUUCUCCAGUGAGUCCUCCCUGGAAGCGUAUGCCCGCUGCCUCCGCAUGGGCUGCCGCUGCAUUGAGCUGGACUGCUGGGAUGGCCCGGAUGACCUGCCCAUCAUCUAUCAUGGCCACACACUCACUUCCAAGAUCAAGUUCCUGGAUGUCCUGCACACCAUCAAGGAGCAUGCGUUCGUCACCUCCGAGUUCCCCAUCAUUCUCUCCAUCGAAGACCACUGCAGCAUCGUCCAGCAGAGGAACAUGGCCUCCCACUUCAAGAAGGUCUUUGGGGACAUGUUGCUCACCAAGCCAGUGGACAUCAACGCUGAUGAGCUGCCAUCACCCACACAGCUCAAGAAGAAGAUCCUUAUCAAGCACAAGAAACUGGUUGAAGGGAAUCUGUACGAGGAGGUCUCCACAGCCAGCUACUCCGAGAACGACAUCAGUAACUCCAUCAAAAAUGGCAUCCUCUACCUUGAAGACCCUAUUGAUCAUACCUGGAGCCCACAUUAUUUCGUCCUGACGAGCAACAAGAUCUAUUACUCGGAGGAGACAUCCCGCUACCAGUUCAAUGAGGACGAGGAAGAGGUGGAACAGAAGGAGGAGUUCAACAACAACGAGCUGCACUUCACAGAGAAGUGGUUCCACGGGAAGCUGGGAGGAGGCCGUGACGGGCGACAGAUCGCAGAGAAACUGCUGCACGAGUACUGCACUGAGACAGGUGGCAAGGAUGGCACCUUCCUCGUGCGGGAGAGCGAGACCUUCGUCGGUGACUACACCCUCUCCUUCUGGAGAUCCAACCGUGUCCAGCACUGCCGGAUCCACUCGCGGCAGGAGGCCGGCACCACCAAAUUCUACCUGACAGACAACCUGGUCUUCGACAGCCUCUACAGCCUCAUCUGCCACUACCGGGAGGUGCCACUCCGCUGCAACGAGUUCGAGAUGCGCCUCACCGACCCUGUGCCCCAGCCCAAUGCCCACGAGAGCAAAGAGUGGUACCACGCCAACCUGACACGCCUGCAGGCCGAGCACAUGCUGAUGAGGGUCCCACGGGAUGGAGCCUUCCUGGUGCGCAAGCGCAGCGAACCCAACUCUUAUGCCAUCUCCUUCCGGGCAGAGGGGAAGAUCAAGCACUGCCGCAUCCAGCAGGAAGGUCGGCUCUUCAUGCUGGGCAGCUCGGCUGAGUUCGAGAGCCUCGUGGACCUUGUGAGCUACUACGAGAAGCACCCACUCUACCGGAAGAUGAAGCUGCGCUACCCUAUCAAUGAGGAGACCCUGGAGAAGAUGGGCACCACUGAGCUGGACUACGGAGCCCUGUAUGAGGUGCGGACACCUCACUUCUACGUGGAGGCCAACAAGAUGCCAAUGGCCAGGUGCACAGUGAAGGCCCUCUAUGACUACAAAGCCCAGCGGGAGGAUGAGCUGUCAUUUUGCAAGCAGGCCAUCAUCCACAAUGUGGACAAGCAGGAUGGUGGCUGGUGGCGGGGGGACUAUGGAGGCAAGAAGCAGCUGUGGUUCCCAGCCAACUAUGUGGAAGAGAUCGUGAACACGCAGGCGCAGGAGCAGGAUGAAGCUUCAUCAGAAAACAGCCCCCUGGGGAACUUCCUGAAGGGCUUCAUCGAUGUGCCAUCCUGCCACGUAGUUAUCUGCAAAGACGGGAGGAGCUCCAAACCAUUUGUCUUCACCAUCCAUUCCCAGCAGAUGUCCCACGCAGCCCAGUCACUGGACGUGGCCGCAGACACGCAGGAGGAGCUCAGCGAGUGGGUGGCCAAGAUCCGGGAGGCCACGCAGAACGCCGAUGCCAGGAUGCAAGAGGGGAAGAUCAUGGAGCGGAGGAAGAAGAUUGCGCUGGAGCUCUCCGAGCUCGUUGUUUAUUGCCGUCCAGUGCCGUUCGAUGAAGACAAGAUUGGCACAGACAAGGCGUGCUACCGGGACAUGUCCUCCUUCCCGGAGACCAAAGCCGAGAAGUACGCCAACCGAAGCAAGGGCAAGAAGUUCCUGCAGUACAACCGGCGCCAACUCAGUCGCAUCUACCCCAAAGGCCAGCGCUUGGAUUCCUCCAACUACGAUCCGCUGCCUAUGUGGAUCUGUGGCAGCCAGCUUGUGGCUCUCAACUUCCAGACCCCCGACAAGCCGAUGCAGCUGAACCAGGCGCUGUUCAUGCUCGGAGGCCGCAGCGGCUACGUCCUGCAGCCCGACAUCAUGAGGGAUGAGACGUUUGACCCCUUCGACAAGAACAGCCUGAAGAUUGUGGAGCCCAUUACAGUGCAGCUGCAGAUCCUCGGCGCCCGGCACCUGCCCAAGAAUGGGAGGAGCAUCGUGUGUCCCUUCGUGGAGGUGGAGGUGUGUGGCUCCGAGUACGACAACAGCAAGAACAAAACGGAUGUUGUAGCUGACAACGGUUUCAACCCCGUGUGGCUCUUCAAGCAGUUUGUCUUCGACAUCAACAACCCUGAGUUCGCCUUCCUCCGCUUCGUGGUGUAUGAGGAGGACAUGUUCAGCGACCCCAACUUUUUAGCACAAGCCACCUUUCCUGUCAAGGGCCUCAAAACAGGUUAUCGGUCGGUGCCGCUUAAGAACAGCUACACAGAGGACCUGGAGCUGGCCGCUCUCCUCAUCCAUAUUGAGAUCAUCAAUGCCAAGGAGGAAGAUGAGGAGAACCUGUACUCAUCCAUUCAGCAGCUGCGUGAUCGCGCCAGCGAGCUCUCCAGCCAGGUCUCCAGCUACGAGCGCACCAACAACUGUGACUCCCGCUACCAGCAGCGCCUCGACGAGCUGCGGGCGGCCCAGGAGCGUCUCAUGGAGCUCACGGAAGUGCGCAACCGCAAGCUGAUGGAGAAGAAGAAGAGGGAUCGGCAGAUGGUCAGCAAGCGCAACUGAGCCAGCUGGGGCUCUCCAGGCCCCAUGGCCGGGGAGUCUUGCCUGCAUGAGCCCUGGCCGGUGCCACCAGCUGGCUGUGGACAUAUCCUUGCCUGUCGCCCGCAUCCCUCCUACACUCAGAGCUGGUGCGGGCCAGGACUCAGCCCACAGGGACAGCCCCCUGCCACCUCCUCUCCUGCCACAAAGGGAUGGCGGGAGGGUGGGAUGGCCAGACCUGGUGCCCCCUGAGCAGCACUCGUGCCAGCCCGGCUCCAGCCACCGUCGACACGACCCGGUGCUCAAGGGUGCCAGCACCGCUAGGUCCUGGGGAUGGACGGUACCAGCAAAGGCUGGUCAAAAGUCUCCAGUCUGGGGAGAAGAGGGGUCUUUGCGUAGGUCUAUGAUGUUUCUCCAUCACCGCACCAGGCAGGGAUGGAGGCACAGCAGCGAGGCAGGAGGAGGGAAGCUCUGUUUCGGCCCCGUGUAACUCCCUGCCUCCUCUCGCCUCGCUCCCCGGAAGGGCUUGGGCCGCAGCACCCAGGGGUGCGGCUGCAGCUCGGCGCUCCCGCAGGGCCAGGAGGGAUGUUGGCCAUUGUCCCUGCACGCGGGAGCUGCCUGGGGCAGACACAGACACAGCGAGGGCUCGAGGGCUGCCCGAGCAAGCGCGGGGCGAUGGCAGCGGCAUGCCCAGCCCUAACUUCCCAGCACCGCAGGCUGGGGCAGCUUCCCUCAGAAGCGGGGUGUGAUACCAGCCCCCCAACCUGCUGGAGAAACUGAGACACAGAAAAGGUCUCCUGGUGCAAAACUGGCCCAGGAAGAAGCAGGACCAGCCACCCCACGUCCUGCACCCUCCCUCCCUGCCUGGACUCAUCCUGCACCCUUGGGCUCGACCUGCACCGUCCUCCCCACCACGGGCCAGGGUUGAGGAUGGGAGAAGGGGCACCACUCGCUCCGAGCCCCCAGUCCCACUGGGACAGAGACGCGGGGGAUGGCAUGGCUCGGGGGGUCCCAGUGGGGAGGGGAGCAUCCCACCCCACAGAGCUGGGCAGGGCUCCCGCUAUAAAUACCUGUAUUUUCUUCUUCUAUUCAGUGUGUACAUAUGGCGCAGGGAGGGGUCUGUUACCAGCCACAGUAUUGAGGCACGGGGGAACCCCAAAAUGUCCUGAGGUGCCCCCGGUCAAACAGCAAGGGAGUGGGGACAGGGGCACCCUGCGGGGAGGGUGCCAGGAGACAGGGUGCGGGGCAAACGCGGGCGAUGAGGCAGCCCCCAUCUCCUGGGGCCUGGAGGCCGAGGGACGGGGACGUCCCUGAGGUCACGUCCCGGGGCAGCAGCAGAGCCCCGGGAAUUUCUCCGGAGGGAGGCCCGUGCCCCCCAGCCAAGGUCCCUGCUGCUGGCAAUCGUCCCCACUGGGGAAGUCACAUCCGGCUGGACACCAGCCUGGGUCCCUGGCGCUCCAAGACUUCUAGGAGGGACCCAAGGUGUCUCCAUGGGCCGGAUCCAGUCCAGGGAUAACCAUUAAAGCGAGCAGAGCUUGUGCCGCUUAUCCCCGGGCUGAGCUUGCACCUUGGGGUGCUGCAGGCACCUGGGCGAGAGGGCAACGACAAGGUGGGCCGGUGGCAUCUCGGGGUGUCCUCGAGGGGAGGGCACCCUGUCAGAGGGUCUGUGUAUUCUUUGUAUGAAAAUAAAUCUAUUUAGCCAAUAUUUA
This is a messenger RNA of Rhea pennata, 6251 nucleotides long. Its product is annotated as 1-phosphatidylinositol 4,5-bisphosphate phosphodiesterase gamma-1-like. The coding region runs from base 679 to 4566 and encodes 1295 amino acids. Gene Ontology annotation, molecular function: phosphatidylinositol-4,5-bisphosphate phospholipase C activity; protein binding; calcium ion binding. The transcript is spliced from 32 exons. The record is from RefSeq and is a predicted model, not a curated record. NCBI's taxonomy places the organism in Eukaryota, Metazoa, Chordata, Aves, Rheiformes, Rheidae. Gene Ontology annotation, biological process: phospholipid catabolic process; release of sequestered calcium ion into cytosol; positive regulation of epithelial cell migration.